Molecule: messenger RNA, 1329 nt
Organism: Ruditapes philippinarum (Manila clam)
Lineage: Eukaryota; Metazoa; Mollusca; Bivalvia; Venerida; Veneridae
Product: nucleolar protein 58-like
Cellular component (GO): box C/D methylation guide snoRNP complex; small-subunit processome
Molecular function (GO): snoRNA binding
Source: RefSeq, a predicted model, not a curated record
AGUUGUCUACGCGCAUGCGUACUAACAUUGUUAAACCUCGUGGAGCAAGAAGAAAAACAAAAUGUUGGUGCUCUUCGAAACAGCAGCUGGUUAUGCAGUAUUUAAGUUGAUGAAUGAGAAGAAACUACAGAAUGUUGAGAACUUGUAUUUGGACUUUGAAUCACCAGAAGCAGCCAGUGAAGUGGUGAAGCUUAAGAGUUUUAAGAAGUUUAAAGACACAACAGAAGCUUUAGCAGCUGCCACAGCAACUGUUGAAGGGAAAAUGAGUAAAUCGCUGAAGUCUGUGAUGAAGAAACUGGUAGCCUCAGACAUACAGGAUGAGUUGGCAGUAGCGGAUGCUAAACUGGGCAACGCCAUUAAGGAAAAGUUCAACAUCAGUUGUGUAGCAAAUUCAGCCAUACAAGAGUUAAUGAAAGGGAUCCGUACACAAAUGGACAGUCUCAUUACAUUACCAACAAAAGAAAUGUCCGCCAUGGCAUUAGGUCUGGCACAUAGUUUAUCACGCUACAAGCUCAAGUUCAGUCCAGAUAAAGUAGAUACCAUGAUUGUACAGGCUAUCUCAUUACUCGAUGAUUUAGAUAAAGAAUUAAACAACUAUGUUAUGAGAGCAAGAGAAUGGUAUGGGUGGCAUUUUCCAGAGUUGGGGAAAAUUGUACAAGAUAAUCUUGCUUUCGCUAAAGUUGUCAAAUUAAUGGGAUUCCGAACAAAUGCAGUAAACACAGAUUUUUCUAAGAUUUUACCCGAAGAAGUGGAAAAAGAAGUUAAAGAUGCAGCUGAAAUCUCCAUGGGAACCGAAAUCUCUGAUGAAGAUAUUAUUAAUGUUAGAUACCUCUGUGAACAGGUGAUAGAUAUAACAGAAUAUAGAGCACAGUUAUAUGACUAUAUAAAGAACAGAAUGGUAGCUAUUGCUCCAAACCUUACAGUACUUGUUGGAGAAUUAGUGGGUGCUAGAUUAAUAUCACAUGCAGGUUCAUUAAUGAAUUUAGCUAAACAUCCAGCGAGUACCGUACAGAUAUUGGGAGCAGAGAAGGCACUUUUCCGAGCCUUGAAAACCAAGCAUGACACGCCCAAAUAUGGUCUUAUCUAUCAUGCCUCAUUGGUUGGUCAGGCAAACGCUAAAAUUAAGGGCAAGAUGUCCAGAAUGUUGGCAGCUAAAACUGCUCUAGCUAUCAGAGUAGAUGCCUUGGGCGAGACUACAAACGCUGAGCUGGGUCUUGAGCAUAGAGCCAAACUAGAAAGGAGGGUCAGAGAAUUAGAAGAAGGAAAGUCAAGAAGAAUUAGUGGAAGUGGAAAGGCCAUCUCUAAAUGGGAGAAAUACGAGAACAAAAG